Molecule: messenger RNA, 1735 nt
Organism: Brienomyrus brachyistius
Lineage: Eukaryota; Metazoa; Chordata; Actinopteri; Osteoglossiformes; Mormyridae
Product: ribose-phosphate pyrophosphokinase 2-like
Exons: 7
Coding region: 203-1180 (325 amino acids)
Biological process (GO): 5-phosphoribose 1-diphosphate biosynthetic process; purine nucleotide biosynthetic process
Cellular component (GO): ribose phosphate diphosphokinase complex; cytoplasm
Molecular function (GO): ribose phosphate diphosphokinase activity; magnesium ion binding
Source: RefSeq, a predicted model, not a curated record
GGGUGGAGACUGGGCAGGUCUGGCGCACAUCAUUUCCUUUUGGACGCCGCAACCCUUCCUUCUAAAAGCGGUGCUGAACAAGUCACAAAGCUUAGCCGUAACAAUUAGCAUGUUCGUUUAACACCUAUUUUUAACGCUGUAUAUUGUACAGAGUUAGCUUCCUCCGUGUACGUCGCGGAAUAUUACAUUUUUUAUUUGCAUCAUGCCAAAUAUUGUUCUGUUUAGUGGGAGCUCUCAUCAUGAUCUCUCACAAAAAGUGGCUGACAGACUCGGUUUGGAAUUGGGAAAAGUCAUUACGAAGAAAUUCAGUAACCAAGAGACCUGUGUGGAGAUAGGCGAGAGCGUCCGCGGUGAGGAUGUCUACAUUGUGCAGAGCGGUUGCGGCGAGAUCAACGAUAACCUGAUGGAGCUGCUCAUCAUGAUUAACGCCUGCAAGAUCGCCUCCUCAUCCCGUGUCACUGCCGUCAUCCCCUGCUUCCCCUACGCCCGCCAGGACAAGAAGGACAAGGUGACUCCAGCCCCCUUACAGAGUCGUGCUCCCAUCUCAGCCAAGCUGGUGGCCAAUAUGCUGUCUGUGGCAGGGGCUGAUCACAUCAUCACCAUGGACCUCCAUGCCUCCCAGAUUCAGGGCUUCUUCGACAUUGCUGUGGACAAUUUGUAUGCAGAGCCUGCGGUUCUCCAGUGGAUCAAGGAGAACAUUCCAGAGUGGAAGAACUGCAUUAUCGUGUCACCUGAUGCAGGCGGAGCAAAGCGAGUUACAUCAAUCGCCGAUCGCCUGAACGUAGACUUUGCCCUCAUCCACAAGGAGAGAAAGAAGGCCAAUGAGGUUGACCGCAUGGUUCUAGUUGGGGAUGUGAAGGAUCGUGUGGCCAUCAUGGUUGAUGACAUGGCCGACACCUGUGGUACCAUCUGCCAUGCUGCAGACAAACUGAUCUCCGCCGGGGCCAUCAAGGUGUAUGCCAUCUUGACUCACGGCAUCUUCUCCGGCCCCGCCAUAUCACGGAUCAACAAUGCACCCUUCGAGGCCGUGGUGGUGACCAAUACCAUCCCCCAGGAAGAGAAGAUGAAGCAGUGUCCGAAGAUCCAGGUCGUCGAUAUAUCCAUGAUACUGGCCGAAGCCAUCAGACGGACACAUAAUGGGGAGUCCGUCUCCUACCUCUUCAGUCAUGUCCCCUUGUGAAGGAGGGACAUACCACAUGUAUUCCCAACCCAAGGCCUACUCACUCUGUGCCUGUAGCUUGCUUCCCAGUGGGUGGAGAGCCCUCUGGCUAGACCAUACGAAAUGGCUAAGCCCAUUUUUACUGGCAUUUCCACUCAAGGGUCUUGUUUUUUCUAUUUAUAUACAAAUAAUAGGUCCAACAGGAAUAGUAUAACUCAUAGGGGUUCAUAGGUGAUUAUUUGUACCAUUGUGCUAUGAAUGAAACAUUCCAGUAAAAGUGGAUUUAUAUACCACCCCACCCUCCCAACGAAAGCAACUAACAUCUAUCAGACUUAAAGAAUUUCCAGAAGUAUGAAUGAACAAGACUUUAAAAUUCUUCAACUGAACUGUAUGGAAGAAACAUGCUUGUAUGAACAUGAAUUAACAAUUAUAUGGAGUCUGGUUUUAUAAAAAGCUUUUAUUCAUUUUUAAACCAAAAACAUUCCGUUUUUUGCAUUUUUGAAACCCAAAUGCUCUUCCUAACAUGCUUUCUGUCACCUUCGAUAAAACCGCAUAAUAAAUGCAGCAUUAUCUGUA